AUGGCUGCCUCCACCCUGUCCAUCUGCUCUAGCAACCUGAGCUAUGGCAGCCGUGUCUGCCUGCCUGGUUCCAGUGACUCUUGCACCGACUCCUGCCAGGUGGAUGACUGUCCAGAGAGCUGCUGUGAGCCCUCCUGCUGCAUCCCUAGCUGCUGCCAGUCCACCUGCUGUGCCCCCAGCUGCUGCCAGUCCACCUGCUGUGUCCCCAGCUGCUGUGCUCCAGCCCCCUGCCAGACCCUUGUCUGUGCCCCAGUGGCCUGUGGGCCCAGCCCCUGCCAAUCAGCCUGCACCAUCUCCUGCACACCCUUGUGCUGCCAGCAGUCUAGCUGCCAGCCCUCCUGUUGCACCUCCUCCCCCUGCCAGCAGGCCUGCUGUGUGCCUGUCUGCUGCAAGCCUGUCUGCUGCACACCUGUCUGCUGCAAGCCUGUCUGCUGCACUCCUGUCUGCUGCAAGACUGUCUGUUGCACACCUGUCUGCUGCACACCCGUCUGCUGCAAGCCCGUCUGCUGCACACCUGUCUGCUGCAAGCCUGUCUGCUGCACCCCCUGACCCUCAUCCUGCUGCAAACCCCCCUCCUGUGUGUCUGUCAUCUGCUACCUUAUGUGCAGACCCUCCUGCUGCAGCCCAGCCUCCUGCGUGCCCCUCAUCUGCCACCCUGUGUGCUCCCACCCUGCCUGA
Messenger RNA from Artibeus jamaicensis (Jamaican fruit-eating bat), 678 nucleotides. RefSeq names its product keratin-associated protein 10-9-like. NCBI's taxonomy places the organism in Eukaryota, Metazoa, Chordata, Mammalia, Chiroptera, Phyllostomidae. The record is from RefSeq and is a predicted model, not a curated record. Gene Ontology annotation, cellular component: keratin filament.